AAUUGCUUCCUCAUUCCGUGUUUGAUUUUCUUUCAACAAAACAAAAAUUGGAACUUCACAAUGCUGUGGUUGAGGAUUCUUAGAACACCAACAGUCAUUUGAUGUUAAAGAGAAUUCUGAGCUUCUAUUUUGCUGUUUGAUUAGAUGGAGAAGAGGAAAUUCUGAGAUUGGAGCUAUUAAGGUGUAGUGGAAGCAUUUUUCUUUGUAAAUUUGUUUAUAUAAAAUUCUAUUUUUGAGCUUGGCUUGGAAUUUGAAGGAUACUUUUUGAGGUAUUUCUUAUUUUGGAGCUGAAUUUUUGGUUUUAAUGGAUAACAUUGAGGAUAAUGCUAGACACCCUUCAAAUCCAUAUGGUGUUGGUCACCAGCCUGGUUACCGUUCUUCGAAUCAUCAAAAGCUUUCUGUAAGUAAUAAUCCGUAUGUGAGACCGACCGGGAAUCAAUAUGUUGUUGAUGAUGAAGAUGAGGAGGAAGAAGAAAAUGAUGAAGAUUUGGAAGAGGAGGAAAAUCGUAACCGAAAUAAUGGUGUUCGGUAUGUAGGAAAAGAUAUGGAUGAUGUUGAUGAUGAUGACAAUGACGAGCUUGAUGAUGAUGAAGAUGGGGAUGAGGAUGAUUAUGAUGAAAACGGUGAUAAACAGAAAGGUUAUGAUGGAAAGAACGAUGAUGUUGACAUGGAGAGGCACCCCAAGAAGAGGAAAUUGAAGAGUUUGUUGUCGAGUUAUGAGUUUGCUCCUCGAGUUCCAGCACCAGCAGUUUCAGCUCCUUCAGUGCCAAAGCCCUCAUUCGGUGGGAGAAAUUCUCUUACGGAUUGGAUUGAGCGUGAGACAUUUGUUUUGCUAGAUGCAUGGGGUGAUCUUUUUCUUCAACGUGGGAGAAAGAGUCUUCGGUCUGAGGAAUGGCAAGAAGUUGCAGAGAAGGUUUCGGAGGUUUCAAAGAUUGAAAGGACCGACACCCAGUGUCGUAAUCGAUUAGAUACGUUGAAGAAGAAGUAUAAGAAGGAGAAAGCUAUGCUGGCAGAGACUGGUGGUACUUCUAGCAAAUGGGUGUAUUUCAAGAAGAUGGAUAUGUUAAUGUCGACUCCUCCACAGCAGGGUGGGCUCUCUUGUGGUUUGGACUCGGGUGAGUAUGUAUUCAUGAACCCCAGAGUUUAUUUGAACCGUGCAAAUGGUUUAGAUGAAAUGAGGGAUAGUCCAGCAGAUUCAGAAUCUGCUGACAGUGAAGAGGAUGUCUCAGAUGGACUCCCACCAAAAAAGAGAAGAUUCGGGAGGCAAUAUGAUGAGGGUUCUUCUUUCAGAUUGCUUGCUGAUUUGAUCCAAAAGUUCAGCGAUACAUAUGAAAAGAUUGAGGAUAGUAAAAGGCAGCAGAUGCUGGAGUUAGAGAAGAUGAGAAUGGAUUUUCACAGGGAGUUGGAAAUGCAGAAGCAACACAUCAUGGAACGAGCGCAGGCCGAAAUUGCAAAAAUACAGCAGCAGGCUGAUGAUGAGGAGAAUGAGAAGGCAAGCGGGUAAUGUAUGCAAAAUACAGUUUUAUUUCUUAUUGCUGAUUCAAUGUCGACUGCUGAAUGUUGUUGUAUAAUAUAUUGGAGCCUUUUGCCAAUCUCCAACAAUAGCACUAAAUAUGCUGCAUCGAUUGAGUAGAAAUUUUUACCGAA
Molecule: messenger RNA, 1647 nt
Organism: Gossypium raimondii (Peruvian cotton)
Lineage: Eukaryota; Viridiplantae; Streptophyta; Magnoliopsida; Malvales; Malvaceae
Product: trihelix transcription factor ENAP1
Exons: 2
Coding region: 305-1504 (399 amino acids)
Cellular component (GO): nucleus
Molecular function (GO): transcription cis-regulatory region binding
Source: RefSeq, a predicted model, not a curated record